This is a messenger RNA of Fusarium pseudograminearum CS3096, 5481 nucleotides long. RefSeq lists its product as uncharacterized. Lineage: Eukaryota; Fungi; Ascomycota; Sordariomycetes; Hypocreales; Nectriaceae. The transcript has a single exon. The record is from RefSeq and is a predicted model, not a curated record. Bases 1 to 5481 code for a protein of 1826 amino acids. Gene Ontology annotation, molecular function: catalytic activity; phosphatidylinositol binding. Gene Ontology annotation, biological process: cell motility.
AUGACACCACACCGACGAGACGAGAACGUCUCUCCUAUGGACCUCACUCCUCGAACGGCAUCCCCGUCAAGCUCAAAAUUUCAAUUCGCACCCGCUCCCACAUCCCAAGCAAACCCCGACACUCUCGUGCCUCCUAUAAAUGUCAAAGUCUCAGGUUCGCCGGACGCCCUCGAUUCUACUACAGAAACAAACCGAACACUAAAUAUCUUGAAACCUGGGCACGAUUCGGCACCUUCGUCGGCUAUACCCAAGUCCACUCCAGCUUCAACCAAGUCUCUCAAAGACUAUGGCAUAAACAAUCGAGAUUUUGGCUUUGCCACGGAUCCUGAUGGACAAGAUCAUGGCCAGGCACUUCCCAGACCAAGCAUACAGCUGACCGGCGCUGAUGGUCUCGACACCCCCCCUACAUUUACCAGAGGUAAUUCAUGGGAAGAACCAGAGACUCCAGGAAAAUCUCGCGGGGCUUCUUUGAUGUCCAAACUCAAGGCACUUACCAACAACAGUGGCUUACCAGCCCCAAAACCACCCACCGUUGCCGGACCCUCCAGCCAAGGUGUUCAGUCGAAUCUCAAUUCUCCAACACGACCGAACCGUGGCAUUCCAGGGACUUUGACGGAGGAAGACACGGAUGCUGACGCUGACGCAGAGGAGACUGCUGAUGAAGGCAACCUAGAAGACGGGAAGCAGAAAAAGAAGAAGCAGAAGAGGAUGAUGCGUCGCACGAAGAAAACAAACGCUUCGACCCCAGGAACCCCAAGGCGAUUUGCAGCCGAUACAGAUGUACUGGAUACUUUUGACCAGUUGGUAAAGCGACGGGCAAGCAUGCCUGAUGCAGCCCACGAAUAUGGUGUAUCAGAAGGCGAAGGUCGAGAUCGCUUGGGAAUGUCCUUCCGCCGAGGAAACUCCUGGAUGACAUCCGCCAUGCGGCCUCCUGGCGAGGAGGCUGAUGAGGUCGAAAGCCCUGGAGCUGUUGGACGACGAGCAGGUCAUGUUCGUCGAAUCACUGUGUUCGGUGGCGGUGGUGUUUCUGACGGUGAUGCCAUGACUCCCCGACGUCCCUUUUUCACAUCCGAGCGAGCGUCCACCUUUGGCGCUCAGAAAUGGAAGCAGGUCAAAAACACACUCAAAUUACUGAGGCAGAAGAAGGAAGACCGUUUCGACUACUACAAGUCAGCCGAAUUAAUGGCCGAGCUACGUGCCGGUGCUCCUGCGGUGCUCAUGCUUGCCAGCAUGAUUCAAAGGGACGAACAUGGAAACAAGAGAAUCCCGGUUCUGCUCGAACAGCUCAAGCUUCGUAUUAAGGACAGCUCCCCCAUGGAGGAUGAUGAUAGAGAUCGCCAUUGGCUAUUCACCAUUGAACUUGAAUACGGAAGUGGACCUAGCAGAAUGAGCUGGACCAUUAGCCGAACACUAAGGGACAUCUACAAUCUGCAUUUGCGGUACAAGUUUGCUAUCAACAACGAAAAGUACAUGCCUGGACGUAUGGAUUUGGGUGGUCGGCCGAAACAGCCAAAGUUUCCCUACUCAGCCUUCCCUUACCUCCGUGGUGCCCGAAAGAAGGGCGAGGAGAGCGAUGACGAAGAUCAAGCCAGUAUUCGUGGAGAUGAGACUGCCGGUGAAGGCACUGCUGCCGAGGGUGCAGGAAAUGGUGUCUUUAGUGACCCCGAAACACUCAACGGCAUCCCGCGAAGAAAGUCCCGUAAUUUCUUAGGCAUGGGUCCACGACGCAGAUCGACAGGCAUAACCGAUCCCGGUGAAAUGUCCAAUACUGAGGGCCCAGGAAUGCCUGCUAUGGACAUGGCAACGAGGAGACAACGCUACGUCGAGAAACAGCGACGCAUCUUGGAGAAGUAUCUGUCUGAGAUGAUAAGAUGGCUCAUGUUCAGAGCUGAUAGUAACCGGCUUUGCCGCUUCCUCGAACUCUCUGCCCUCGGCGUUCGGCUUGCCGCUGAGGGUAGCUAUCAUGGAAAGGAGUGUUAUCUUCACAUUCAACCUUCAAAGGGUCUCGACUUCCGUCGUGCACUGACUCCAGCCAAGGUUGUCUCUCGACGCAGCCGAAAAUGGUUCCUCGUACGACAAAGCUACAUUGUGUGCGUAGAAUCCCCCGAGAACAUGAACAUUUUCGAUGUGUAUCUGGUCGACUCAAAGUUCAGCAUUUCUUCAAAGAGAAGCAAGGCUACGGCGAUUAGUUCCAAUGAGAAGAAGGCCGAAAUCGAUUUGACUGUGGAGGCACCCCCUGAUAAGCACCACACCAUGACUUUGCGUUCGUCUGAGCGCAAGAUCCGCCUCUUCUCUCGCAAUCAGUCUGUGAUGAAGCAGUUCGAGGAUUCGAUUAGUCAAAUGCUUAAGCAGACACCUUGGUACCAGGAAAAACGCUUUGACAGUUUUGCUCCAGUGCGAACCAAUGUGUUUGCUCAAUGGCUUGUCGACGGCCGCGACUACAUGUGGAAUGUCUCCCGAGCUAUCAACAUGGCUCGCGAUGUCAUCUACAUCCAUGAUUGGUGGCUAAGCCCUGAACUGUAUAUGCGAAGACCGGCAGCCAUUAGCCAAAAGUGGCGCCUGGACAGACUUUUGCAGAAGAAGGCCAGAGAAGGUGUCAAGGUCUUUGUUAUUGUCUACCGAAACGUCGAGGCCGCCAUUCCAAUCGAUUCAGAGUACACCAAGUUCUCCUUGUUGAACCUCCACCCCAACAUUUUCGUUCAAAGAUCUCCUAACCAGUUUAAGAAGAACCAAUUCUUCUUUGCUCAUCAUGAGAAGAUCUGCAUUGUAGAUCACGAUGUAGCCUUUGUAGGAGGCAUUGAUCUGUGCUUUGGACGUUGGGAUUGCCCUCAACAUCCCAUCGUUGAUGAUAAACCGACUGGCUUUGAGAUGUCUGAGACGCCCAAAGAUGCAGAGCACUGUCAGUUGUUCCCCGGUAAAGACUACUCGAACCCCCGUGUACAAGACUUCUUCAGGCUUAAUGAGCCCUAUGAAGAGAUGUACGAUCGAACCAAGGUGCCCCGAAUGCCUUGGCACGAUGUAGCCAUGCAAGUCGUUGGCCAGCCUGCAAGAGACUUGACGCGCCACUUUGUUCAGCGUUGGAACUAUUUGCGCCGAGGACGCAAGCCGACGCGACCGUUGCCUUUUCUGCUUCCCCCUCCCGACGCCAACAUAGACGAACUGAAAGAGCUCGGGCUUACUGGAACAUGCGAAGUUCAGAUCUUGCGAUCUGCCUCCACGUGGUCCCUAGGUAUUGAACAGACCGAACACAGCAUCCAGAACGCAUAUAUUAAGAUGAUUGAGGAGUCGGAUCACUUCGUCUACAUGGAGAACCAAUUCUUCAUCACAAGUACUGAAGCAUACAACACCCGAAUUGUAAACCGUAUUGGAGACGCUCUAGUUGAACGUAUCAUCCGGGCCCACGAGAAUGACGAAGACUGGCGCUGUGCAAUCGUUAUCCCUCUGAUGCCUGGCUUCCAGAACACAGUUGAUGAGCAAGAGGGUACAAGUGUUCGUCUGAUCCUCAUGUGCCAGUACGCCAGUAUCUGUAGAGGCGAGCAAUCUAUCUUUGGUCGGCUCAGAGCCGCUGAUAUUGAGCCAGAGGACUACAUCAGUUUCUACUCACUUCGCCAGUGGGGCAUUAUGAGUAAUGAUGUCCUUGCCACGGAGCAGCUCUACAUUCAUGCCAAGACGAUCAUUGUAGAUGAUCGAGUGGCUCUUAUUGGCUCUGCCAAUAUCAAUGAGCGAUCAAUGCUUGGCAGCCGCGAUUCUGAGUGUGCAGCCAUUGUUCGAGACACGGACAUGAUCAACUCGACCAUGGCUGGAAAACCUUACAAGGUUGGCCGUUUCGCCCAUACACUCCGUCUUCGACUGAUGCGAGAGCAUCUAGGUCUGGAUGUUGAUGAAAUCCUGGAAGAAGAACGCCAGGAAGAGCUCGACCGCCAAGAUUUUGAAAAAGAGAUGGAAGAGAUCUACGAAGAGGCGGAAAAUGGCCCCUCUGACCCCUCGAGACUAUCUGCCAAGCGCCCUGAACCCCCGCGCAUUCCCAGCAUCAACCACGACCUUGAUGCUGCCGUUGAAAUCGAAGAGAGCAGCAGCAGCAGCAGCAGUAGCAGCAGCAGCCACGGUAGCAACGCGAAAGUGGAAGGCACGGUCAUAAAUGGACCAGAGAGCAAAGUGAAGCACGAGUUGGAUGUGACUGGCUAUGGUCCCGAUCGUUGGAAGAGUGCUGAGAAGUCUGGCCUUGAUGCUGGCCGUGACUCUGUCAUCAUCAACGGCAGGGAGGUCCUCGUUAGUAACAUCAGCAACGAAGGCAAGGGCACGCUACAGUCACCUGCGGAGGCCCAACCACAUGCCCCCCAGCCUGAUAACAGAUAUCUCGAGCCUGGAAACCACAACGACGGCCUCCCACCCAUGCCUGCCUUGAACCGCCGUACCACAGAUCAACUUGGCCUCCCUCGCCCUGCACAGCUACCUUCUUUACCAAUUAGUGACGAUACUGAUAUUGGUGGCCCCCCCUUGCAUAUCGAUCCCGAGACAGGAAAGCCGGUCAAUGGCGUAUUCCACCCUAUGGCCGCAGAUAUUCAACUGGCACACAUCGACAAGAAUUGCAUGAUAGAUCCGGUGAACCCCAACUUCUUCGACGAGAUCUGGAAUCGUGCUGCCCAAAACAACACCAAGCUUUAUCGCCGGGUGUUCCGCUGCAUGCCUGAUUCAGAGGUCAGUACUUGGGCGGAGUACAAUGCGUAUACGGUAUAUGGGGAGAAGUUCCGCAAGAGCAUGGAACCUGGUCAAUCCAGAGGUGAAGACUCCGAGUUCCCUCCUUCUUCAAGGCACCGCAACUCCACAGCUGGCGGGGCAGGUAUCAGCGCACCAGGACCAGAGGUGAUGGCCAAGGCCGCCGAGACAGAGGCGGAGAAGGCGCUGGGCAAGAUGACCGAGAAAAUGCCCCUUGGCGAACACCAUGAAGAAGAUAGAAUUAAGAUCGUUAUUCCCGAUGAGGGCUACGUUGGUCUUGAUGAGAAUAAGACAAUGAGAGAUGGCGAAGCCCCCCCGUCACGACCCAACACUGGGUUAGAUACUGAGAGCGCUGUUGAUGCUCAGCAUCACGUUGAGGCGCCGUCUCCUGUAUAUUCACCUGGAGAUACCCCCUUCCCGGCCUUUGACGGAGGUAGCAAUGGAAGGUUCCUGGAGCCUCAAGCAGGUACCAAGGACCGAGAGAGGCGAACUACUUUCUCCACUCUUGAAAAGCCAUCUUCAAGGGAUACCAACGCUCCUCCACCCGGACAGUUCGGUUCAAUGAAGCGCAGGCGCCGCGCAACCACUAAGAACAGCCGACGCGGUUUCAGUAUAGACGACAUGCCAAACCGAGGGCAGGCCGAGGAGCUUCUCAACAUGGUACAGGGAAACAUCGUCCAAUUCCCAUACGACUGGCUCCUCACAGAGGAGCAGAAUGGAAAUUGGGGCUACCAAGUAGAUGGCGUUGCACCCCUGGCUAUCUAG